AUGACACUGCGACAUUAUCGGUUCUACUUAGGAUCCAACAAAUCCGAGUGGUUCUCAAAGUCGUUAGAUUCCUUGGGCGCGAUCAUCUCCGACGACGGCAUCGAGGUCGAACCGGCCAAGUGGGAGCGUAUCCGACAGUGGCCGACUCCACACAACAAGACCGACGUUCAGCGUUUCCUCGGCACCGUGAAUUGGAUGCGAGAUCACCUGCCCCACCUCUCGAUCACCUUGGAGCCCAUCACCGCAUUAUUAGCGCAAUCGACGUCGUGGCGUUGGAACGAGCGCGAGCAGCAGGCCUUCGACACCGUCAAGUCCCUCGUGCCAGCAACACUGCGACCGAUCGACGGCGCUAAGGUCACCUCCGGCGAGCACAAAAUCUACUUGUUCACCGAUGCCAGUCGUGUUGGCAUUGGCGCUUGCCUGGCUCGGGCCCCACUCGUUCGCAGCCAUUCCUACGCGAUUCUUCUCCGCUAAGUUCAAUGGCGCUCAGCUCAAUUAUCACGUCACUGAUAAGGAGUUCUUAGCCGUCGUUUCCGGCGUGUCGGGCGUUCGAGCAGCACUUGAUCGGUUACCCCUUCGUCAUCGUCACCGACCACCAAGCCCUCGCACGAUUAAAACGCAGAAGUUACGCCAAACACCCCGGCACAUCCGCAUGUGUCUCGAACUCAGCCGUUUCGACUUCGAAUUCGAAUUCAUUGCGGGCAAGAACAACUCCCUUGCCGAUUCGUUGUCACGCUUGUGGAAGUCAAGGAGGGAUCGCCGAGGAUCAGGUCAAGGAGAAUGAGUUGGAGGAUAUGUUCUUUGAUGGAGAACGCCACGGAUCACUACACACGGUGAGAGCCUCCCUGAGGAACGUCCUUACACCUCACCAUCUCCCGAUCGGUUGCCUCCUGUUGAUUUUGCCUUCGGGCCCCAACGCGACGAUUGCGAGGCAGGCUCUCCCGGAUACUACGCGCUCAAGGACGAAUCGCAAGACGAGGACGUGAAUGGACGGGAUUUAGGGAAUUUGUUCUUGAAGGAAGAAUGCCACGAGUUCACUACACCUGGUGAGAGCCUCCCUGAGGAACGUCCUUACACCUCACCUUCGCACGAUCGGUUGCCCCCUGUUGAUUGUGCCUUCGGCCCUGGGAUCACGGCUACGACGCAGGCUCUCCCGGUUCCCAUCGUCUGGCCGAGAACAUUAUGGACGCCGUCGACUCUUCUACCGGCCCCCUUUCUCCUCCCAUCGCCGUCAAUCGAGUUCAUGCUAUCGCCGCGGCCCCCGCCAACGACGCGCCCAUUCCAGUCGAUGCCGACGCCGAUGAACUCGACUUACUGGGAGCCGCCGCCGAUGAGGUCAACGACGCCCCUGUAGUCCAUCGACCGCCCGACCCGCUGCCCGCAACCUUUCCUCGACGCCGUCAUCCGAGCCUACGCCCACGAUUCGCAAGCCCAAGUCAUUGUUGACGACCCGCUGUCAUGGCCGAUGUUUCGGGUGACCGAGGAAGGGAGGAUCUUGCGUGUACAUCCAGAUGAGUCUCUUUCCCUGUUUGUGCCUCGCGGUCUCGCUACCGGCGUUGUCGACUCCGACAAGCUCCCAUCGCUGCGCGAGCUCGUGCUUUCGGAGAUCCAUCGGAGCGUCGGGCACGCGGGACAUCGCAUCACCUUGGCCGCCAUACGUCCUUUGUAUUGGUGGUCGUCCAUGUCUGCCGAUUGCGCCAAGUUCUGCCAUUCAUGCGAAGAUUGUGCCCGAGGCAAAGCGUCCACUCAAGUCCCUUAUGGCCGACUGCAUCCGAUGCCGAUCCCUUCUGGCCCAUGGGAACAAGUGGCCAUCGACUUCAUGACGGGACUGCCUCCGGUCGAGUUCGAAGGGAUGAUGGUCGCUCAAAUCAUGGUGGUCACUGACACUUGGGGCAAGAUGGUCCACCUGAUUCCCCUCCCAGCCGACGCCGACUCCGAGCUCGUUGCCGACAGGUACUACGCCACCAUCUUUCGACUGCAUGGGACGCCUUCCGCCAUCGUUUCCGAUCGCGAUCCCAAGUUCACCUCGCAGUUUUGGCGAGCAUUGCAGGCGAAGGUCGGCACCGUCUUGCGGAUGUCAACAGCGGCGCACCCAGAGACCGACGGAUCGAGUGAGAACCGAAUCAAGAUGGUCACCCAAACCCUGCGCAUCAUGGUGUCGUCAAACCACGAGGCUUGGGCAUCUCGCCUUGUUGAAGCUGAGUUCGCUCUUAACUCUUCCGUUGCUGUUUCCACGUCUCUGUCGGCUUUCGAGGCGACUUACGGUUACCUUCCUCGACGCUGGCCCACCGAUUCCUGGUUUGUCUCGGACGUCCCGCGUGCGGAAGCGUUUGCCCGAAUCCGACAGUUACGGAAUCUCGACGUCACGGAUGCGAUCAUUGGUGCACGCCUCGAUCAGACUCACCAGGCCAACAAGCAUCGACGCCCGGAUGAUCCCGCCUUUCGGACCGGCAGUUAUGUCUAUCUUUCGACCAAGAACCUGGCAGUUCCUGAAGGGAUGAAGUCGAAGUUGUUGCCGCGCUACAUUGGUCCUUUCCGUAUCCGAGCGGCCAUUCCAGCGACGUCCAGUUACGACCUCGAGCUUCCCCCAGCAAUGUCGCGAGUGCACAGUCGCUUCCAUGCUCGACUGCUUCGCCCCUAUGUUGAGAACGAUGCUGAGAGGUUCCCUGGGCGUGACCCCGCAGUUCUUUUUGUUGAAGAUGUAGCCGACGCGGCCGACAACUCCGCCAUUCCGGAACGGAUUGUUCGCGAUCGUCGGAACGCUCGGGGCAAUCGUUCGUUCUUGGUUCGAUGGAUUGGCCGUAAGGACAUCGAUGACACUUGGAUGUCAGAGCAGUCCCUCCGCUUCGACCAUCCAUCCCUACUCGACGCCUACCUGGCACAACUCGAUCGCUCAAAUCGCCGCCUGUCCUCCCGGUAG
This is a messenger RNA of Microbotryum saponariae, 2920 nucleotides long. The record is from the annotation of a GenBank genome assembly. Lineage: Eukaryota; Fungi; Basidiomycota; Microbotryomycetes; Microbotryales; Microbotryaceae.